Acomys russatus (golden spiny mouse) is the source of this 508-nucleotide messenger RNA. It is a transcript of the gene Xtbd1, whose product is annotated as CDKN2A interacting protein N-terminal like. Bases 18 to 368 code for a protein of 116 amino acids. The record is from RefSeq and is a predicted model, not a curated record. Lineage: Eukaryota; Metazoa; Chordata; Mammalia; Rodentia; Muridae. The transcript is spliced from 3 exons.
CAGCGGCAGCGGGAGCCAUGGUGGGUGGCGAGGCUACCGCCGCGGUGGAAAAGCUAGUUUCCGGCGUGCGGCAGGCCGCCGACUUUGCCGAGCAGUUCCGUUCUUACUCGGAGAGCGAGAAGCAAUGGAAAGCGCGCAUGGAGUUCAUCCUGCGCCACCUGCCUGAGUACCGAGACCCACCCGACGGCGGCGGCCGCCUGGACCAGCUCUUGUCCCUAUCCAUGGUCUGGGCCAACCACCUCUUCCUGGGUUGCAGUUACAAUAGAGACCUUCUGGACAAGGUGAUGGAAAUGGCGGAUGGGAUCGAAGUAGAGGACCUGCCACAGUUUACAACCAGAAGUGAGCUCAUGAGAAAGCAUCAAAGCUAAGGCGGAUCUCCACAUUUCCACCCUGGGGACAGGCUUAGAAAGGAGACUAGGGUGAAGGUGAUUGAACCAUGGCUGCUCGGGAGGUUCCUGGGAUCUGCAGCAUAGAAGCAGCUGGAAUGGAAAGGGACCUGGCUACAGGG